This is a messenger RNA of Rodentolepis nana, 3228 nucleotides long. The record is from the annotation of a GenBank genome assembly. NCBI's taxonomy places the organism in Eukaryota, Metazoa, Platyhelminthes, Cestoda, Cyclophyllidea, Hymenolepididae.
AUGACAAAAACUCGCGGUUAUAAAAGUCUUGUUCGUCUAAUGCCGCAUACAGUGGAUGACUUGGAACUUGUAUUUGAUCUGUUAAAGUCCCAAGAUGAAGGUGAUCGUCAUAACUGGCAAACGCGGUAUGUUCUGCUUCUCUGGCUAUCAAUUGUUGUAAUGGUUCCAUUUGCUCUUGAGUGUCUUGAGAAGUCUGGAAAACCCCCACUUAUAAAUCGAAUAAUUUGUGAGGCGAAGAAAUAUGUGGUUCGAGAAGAUAUUACCCAAAUCGCGGCUGCUCAUCUGCUGGCUAAAUUUAUCUCCCGUCCGGAUGUUUAUCCAUCAAAACUUGAGGAUAUCUUCAUGUGGUCUGAGGAUGUGCUUCAGAACGCUCAAUAUGGCUUUCACAGGGAUGAAAUGUGUGUGGCCGGUUGCCUUCUCUCUCUAGCCAAUAUCUGUAAAUUCGUUCCACGAACUGUUCUCUCUCCGCACUCUCGUCGGCUUUUGGAUAUUGUUUUGGAGAAAAUGCCUGAGAGUGUCUCGCAGAAUGCUCUGUUGGCACGUCUUCGAACAAAAGUUAUUCAACGAAUUGGACUCCUCUUUUGUCCACGUAGAGCUGCAGCUGCUUCAUGGAGAUAUCAACGGGGUUAUCGAUCUCUUGAAGACAAUCUUACCUGCAUGAUGAAGAAUAAGGAGGUAGUUGAUAAAGGUGAUGUAAAUGUUUCAAACGCAGCGACUGCCUCCUAUUUGACUGCUGAAAUUGAGGGACGACAAGAUUUGGAAGAAGGAGGGGAGGUAGAGGAAGAUGAUUGUUUGGAAGCAUCCGAAGAGGUAGCAGUUGUUAUCGAUCAUUUAAUCGAUGCACUGAGAAAUAAAUUUACUUGUGUGAGGUGGUCUGCUGCUAAAGGCGUUGGUCGAAUUUGCUCCCGUUUAACCGCUCCAUACGUAGAGGAUGUUUUGACUGCCAUCCUUGAUCUCUGCACUCGUCUUGAAACUUACGCUGCAUGGCAUGGGGCAUGUUUUGCUCUUGCCGAAUUGGGUCGUCGUUGUCUCCUCCUGCCCGAAAAGCUCCCCCAAGUCAUUCCCGUGGUUCUUACAGCUCUCUUCUACGAUGAGAAGUCAGGAGAAUGUAACUUUGGAUCAAAUGUUCGUGAUGCUGCCUGUUAUUGUUGUUGGGCAUUUGCAAGAGCCUAUAAGGCCUCUGACUUCGCCUGUCAUGUACAGGAAGUCUCACAGAAGCUCAUUCUCUCGUCUCUCUUUGAUCGAGAAUUAAAUGUUAGAAGGGCGGCAGCGGCUGCAUUUCAGGAGAAUGUCGGACGUCAGGGCCAGUUUCCCAAUGGCAUCGAAAUUAUUACAACUGUAGACUACUUCGCUGUAGGAAAUAUCUCUAACUGUUAUCUUAAUCUCAGUCGAUUUGUGGCGGGUUUCAAUGAAUAUGCUUCUUCCAUUGUGGAGCAUUUGGCAUUCUCGCGACUUGGUCAUUGGGAUGAGAAUAUUCGGGAUAUGGCAGCUCGAGCUUUGAACAUCCUUGCAUCGCUUACACCUGAACAAAUGAAGACGUCAAUUCUACCUCAGUUGGUUGAAAAUGUUGGUGGAAAUGAUCUCUAUAUGCGACAGGGCAGUGUCUUGGGCAUAUCUGAGUUGAUUCAAGCUCUUUCUGACUUAAACUCGCUUCCUGAAACGAUAGUGAAAGAUGUGAUCGAAAUUGUUCCAAAGUUGGAGGAACGAAAGUUCUUCAAUGGUGUUACUGGAGAGUUAAUGCGCCGAGCGUGUUCUCAAAAGUGGAGACACUUUCUCGACGACUGUUUGAAUCACAAGGAGAUCAGUGUUCGAGAUACAGCCAUUCCUGCCUAUGCUGCACUUAUAUCUUCCUAUGUCUUUGCUAAAGACGGAAGUCUGAUGGAGAAUUAUAGAAUUCAUACCUACUGCGAUAACUUUCUUCCUGCAGAUAUGCUUCUCGGACACCUGCUGGAGUGUCUGAACGCACGUACGGAGAGCUCUCAAAUUGGAUACCUGGGUGUGUUGGCUCGAGCUCCUGGAUUUCUUUUUGUGGAUGAUGUGGAGACAAGUCUUGGGGCGAUUUCAGCCUCCUGUCGACCUACGAAGCUCACUCACCUGUGGGCUAAUGCUCGACAGCAGGCCUUUACAACACUCACUGAGGUUGUAAAGCAUAUUGGAGUAACAGAAGGAAAGAUUUCAGACGCACAGCUUCGCUCUAUCUAUAUUGUUCUCCUGGGCUCACUUGCGGACUACACUACCGACUCUCGAGGAGAUAUAGGCUCUAUUGUGCGUGAGGCAGGGAUGAAGGCUCUUUUGGACUUCAUCAGCAAUCUGGUGAUCUGUGGUCGAACGGAUGUCAUUGACAAGGACGUAAUGGAGCAGGUGUUUGUGCAAAUAGCCCAACAAGCCGUGGAAAAGAUAGAUCGAACACGAGCUGUUGCGGGUCGAGUUUUUGUCGGUCUUCUGCAUCACGAACCCGAAAUUCCUCAUAUUCUCCAUAAGGAGGAACUUAGGACAAUCUUCUCGCAUGAGGCGUUAAAGGAAUUGCAUUGGCUUGUUGGUGAACAAACAUUUCCUCUCUUUGUACAACUGUUUGACUUUCCCGAGUUCGUCUGUCAACUCGUUCUUGGCUUUUCUGUUAGUGUUGGCGGUGUGACAGAAAACACAGUGAAAGCUAGUGCCGGAGCGCUUCGUGACUUUUUAGUCAAGCAUGCAUCUGACGAUGAAUUUCUGCUACGGUUGAUGAAAACUGUUGGCCGUAUUUUCACUAACCUCAAGGAACAGCCUAGGCUAUGUCUCUCUCUAUUACGAUUUCUGGAAUUCCUUCUCUGUGAUCCAGUUAUUGCCGCUCGCUUACAAUCUCACUUAGAAGUCGUUGAUGAGCUGGUCCUAAACACGUGGAGCACCAUUCAUCUAUCAAAAGAUAUUCCCAAAUUGAAGGCGUCAGUUGAUAUAUACGGGGCGGCUCUUCAGUUUCCUGAUCCACUACGCAGUAGGGCAGCUUUGUAUUUGACUCAAAGUCUACGGCACAAAUACCCCAUCAUUCGCAAAGCUACGGCGGCAAAACUAUACGAGUGCAUUUUAGUCUAUGAUGUCGUCGAUCCUGAUGCAAGCACAGAACUAUCCGAUUUACUUUCUGAGACUGUUUGGGAACAAGAAGUCACUGAGUUAAAACCAAUUCGCCUAAGAAUAUGUGAACUCCUUGGUGUACAAACAACACGGCCUGGAUCCUCUGCAUCAAAUGUUUAA